Pleuronectes platessa (European plaice) is the source of this 7330-nucleotide messenger RNA. Its product is annotated as AP2-associated protein kinase 1. Lineage: Eukaryota; Metazoa; Chordata; Actinopteri; Pleuronectiformes; Pleuronectidae. Bases 1047 to 3665 code for a protein of 872 amino acids. The record is from RefSeq and is a predicted model, not a curated record. Gene Ontology annotation, biological process: protein phosphorylation. The transcript is spliced from 20 exons. Gene Ontology annotation, molecular function: ATP binding; protein kinase activity.
UGAAAUGUGUCAUAUCUUAUUAUUUUUCAUCCAGACAGGCAGGGAGUGUUUGUUUGUGAUACACCUAUACAUCAGCAGCAGAAUGUCGUGUUGGUUCUUCUAUAUCAGACCAAAUGUUAUAUGAUCUGUAGAGAGAGACUCUAUCCUCUGCAGCAUAUACCACAGAUGGUUGGACCUGUGUUACCAGCAGGAGGGGCUUUAGAGAACAGGCUGCUGGAGGUUUGACUCCUCAGAGGUCGGGGGCCUGUCGGGUUUUCACCAGGGUUUCACCGUGGAGACCUGAGCCUCAUGAGAGCAGGAGAUUGACAGGAAGUCACCGCUCAUCUGGCCAAUCACACCUCGAGAAGUCCGGCAGGAUGGAGUCCGCAGAGAGGAGCAGGAGAUGACUCUUCCCUCUGGCACCCACUGUGUUUGUAGCCACGUUAGCUCCAUCAUUAAGUUAGCCGAGCAGGGGGCAUAAAGGCAGCGGAGCUCUGUCACUUCCAGUGUGACUGACGAGUGGAGCAGGCGGUGAACUAAGCAGCUUUUCAGGCGGAUGCUAGACGGUGGAGAUGUGUAAUAAGCUGCACUGGACACCGAGGACCUCCCUGACUGCCACCCCAUCGACUGACAGCUGUCACCGCACCUAGCUGCCCGGCUAGCUGGCUCAGUGAGCUAACAGCUUACAAGUGGGGGGGGUUCUGGCUCAUUCUGGCUAAUUUAGCCGGUCAGCUCUGAGCUCGCGUUCACAGUGGAAAGGAAGUGACUUCCGCAUAAACGCUACUGUAUUUUAGCAUUUCCUCAGUUACACCUGACUCUGCUGCUCAAACCAUGAGUUAGCCGCCGAGCGUCGGACCGCAGUGUUUGGCAUAUUUUGAGAUCAGGCUAGUUAGCUUGAGUUUAGCUUGAAGCUAGCUAGCGGCGUUCAUUCAAUCAUUGAGAAACUGCUAACGCGUUAACGCCAGCACCGUGGCUAGCAGGCACCGGGCACAUCCACGCCGAGUCUUUGUUGGGAGGACACUGAUCUACUUUUGGACUGAUCGAGCUGCGGAUAAUAUCUAGGAGACAUGAAGAAAUUCUUUGACUCUCGUCGGGAGUUGGUGAGCACCGGGCCUGGUUCCGGAGCCGGCGGAGGAGGCGCUGGUUCCGGCGGCGGUGGCAGCUUCAUCGGACGCGUCUUCACCAUCGGACGGUAUCAAGUGACCGUGGAGGAGAUUGUCGCAGAAGGAGGUUUUGCCAUAGUCUUUUUGGUGCGUACUCAUCAAGGCAUACGAUGUGCGCUAAAAAGGAUGUACGUCAACGAUGAAGAUGAUCUGCAGGUCUGCAAACUUGAGAUACAGAUUAUGAAGGACCUUGUGGGCAACAAAAACAUUGUUGGUUUCCUGGACUCCAGCAUAACGGCAGUUGGAGCUGGCGAUGUGUGGGAAGUCCUAAUCUUAAUGGACUUCUGUCGAGGUGGGCAGGUGGUCAACCUAAUGAAUCAGCGUUUACAGACAGGCUUCACUGAACCUGAGGUGUUACAGAUCUUUUGUGACACAUGCGAGGCGGUCACUCGUCUCCACCAGUGCAAAAGUCCCAUCAUCCAUCGAGAUCUCAAGGUGGAAAAUAUUCUUCUGCACGACCGGGGACACUAUGUGCUCUGUGACUUUGGAAGCGCCACCAACCGCUUCCAAAAUCCUCAGACGGAGGGAGUGCCAGUCGUGGACGAGGAAAUCAAAAAGUACACCACCCUGUCGUACCGCGCUCCAGAGAUGGUCAACCUCUACGGUGGAAAAGUCAUCACAACAAAGGCCGACAUUUGGGCCAUGGGUUGUCUACUCUAUAAACUGUGCUACUUCACACUUCCUUUUGGAGAGAGUCAAGUAGCUAUCUGUGACGGCAGCUUCACAAUCCCAGACAUCUCCCGCUACUCCCAGGACAUGCAUUGUCUCAUUCGAUACAUGCUGGAACCUGACCCAGAUAAGAGACCAGACAUCUACCAAGUUUCCUACUUUGCCUUUAAACUGGCUCGACGCGAGUGUCCAGUCCCAAAUGUGCAUAAUUUGCCCAUUCCUGCAAAACUUCCUGAGCCAAUCAGAGCCAGUGAAGCAGUGGCCAAAAAGAGUCAAACCAAAGCCAGGCUUUCGGACCCCAUUCCAACCACAGAAACCUCAAUUGCACCUCGACAAAGGCCCAAGGCUGGUCAGGCUCAGCCCCAGCCUAUAGGCAUUCUUCCCAUCCAGCCCGCUCUCACCCCACGCAAGAGGCCCAACGUGGCUGCUGGAGGGCCCCAGGCCAUAGGUGUUGGUAUCAGUGUCCCAUCUCCAGUUGCAGCAUCUGUACAAUCUGCUCCACAGUCCACUGCCCCACAGGCUUCACCACUGACGGCUCAGACCACCAACAUGCAGCCACAGGCUACACCACAGCAUCACCAGCUCCUUGCGAAGCAGCAGCAAGCCUUCUUAAGUCUGCAGAGUAACCAGCAGCAUCAACUGGUUCCGAGCCUCCAUCACCAACAGCAGAAACAACAACCACAAAUAGCGUCUCAGGCAUCUACCCUGCUGCAGUCCAAAGCUAAACCUGUUCCUCCAGUUCUUACUCUGCAACUGCCAUACCAGCAGCAGCUGCAGCAUGUAGUCCAUGAAACAGCCGCUCCACAUCUCACACCCAUCCCUGAGUCUGCAGUGACUGGUCCUCCAACUGACCAAGAGAUGGCUGGCCGAGGGAAUAUCAGAGUUGGCUCUUUGACGCCCCCGUCGUCGCCAAAGAUGGCCCCAAAGAGUGGCCACAGACGCAUCCUGAGUGAUGUCACCCACAGUGCCGUGUUUGGGGUUCCAGUUAGCAAGUCCACUCAGCUACUUCAGGCAGCCGCAGCUGAGGCCAGCCUCAACAAGUCCAAAUCAGCCAGCACUACUCCUUCUGGCUCCCCCUGCUCGUCCCAGCAGAGUGUGUAUCAUCCAGGUGAAGGUGACGUCCCAUCGGCCCUCGCUGCACCCAGCGCUCUGCCCAGCUGGAACCCCUUUGGGGAUGAUAACUUCUCGAAGCUAACGGCGGAGGAGCUGCUCAACAAAGACUUUGCUAAGCUAGCUGAGACGACUGCACUGGGGGAGAAGAUUACAGGCUCCAGUGAAAAUCAUAUUCCAGGGCUCACUGCUUUUCCAGCUGAAAGAUCUGCAGGCAUCAUGAGUGCAGGCUCAGCGUUGUUGACUGUCCCGGAUCCUUUUAAUAACCUUUCACUAUCUGACACCACAGCAAUGGCAGAGGUGUGUCUGGAUUCACUGAUUCCUGGUUUGGAAGCCCCCCAGGUUCAACGCCAUUCAAUCCAACCAGAGCUCAUCCCUGCCAGCGUUCCAGACUCUCUCACUGGGGAGGAAUCUCUGCUGGGUUGUGAUCUGUUAUCUCACUCUCCUCCUCACGGACACCAGUCUGUUUCUGCUCUCGCCACCUCCUGCUCCUCUGCUCCUUCUGGCUCCAGCUCUGGAUCUUGUCUGGAGGAGCGGCCACCUGCUCAUUCAGCUCCUGACUCUGCUUUCCUCAUGUCGUGUGGGGAGAAGGGCAAUGACGACGAGUUUGACCCUAUUCCCGUGCUCAUCUCUAAAAACUCAAAUCAAGGUGGUCACUCGCGCAGCAACAGUGGCAGUUCAGAGUCCAGCAUCCCCAACUUGGCCCGCUCCCUUCUGCUGGUGGAUCAGCUCAUCGACCUCUAGAGGGGGUGGGAGAGGUUGAAGGGGCAGUGUGCAAUCCUAACAAAUGGACAGGGGAGGAUCAGGGGAUAAAAAUGGGGGGAGCAGAGGCACUUAAUGUAGCACCUUAUGAAGGGAAACGGAGCCACCAUAGAUCGGUUCAGUGGAGCCGUUCUCUUAACUUGCCUCCUUGGCCUCAACUCCAUCUCUAGCUGCCUGAUAAGCUGGUUUCAUAUAUCUCUGCCUGCUGUUGACAUUUCCACGCUGGUUAAACAAAAUCUUCUCAUAAUUUCCUAAGCAUAUCAUCUGCCUCUGUUCUGGCUACACCAUGAUCUUCCUCAUGCUUUCCUCAUACAUGCAUUAAUAUCCCAGCACAGCCUUGGUGAUCAAUUGUCCUCGUCACACGUGUAAAAAUGCUUGAUCACAGCUGCGUUGUGCUCACUUUACUUGUUCAGGGUCAAAGCUUUAUUUAAACAAGCCACCUGCAGGCAUUCACAUUUUUGUCGGGGUCUGUCUAAAGAGUGAGAAGUGGAACUAGACCACCUGGAUCAUUGGAUGCACUUUCCUAUGAAAGCUUUGUACCAAACAAGGCUGCAGCAUGUGUGACGGCUGAGAGCUCUUUGCACUGAUUGAAUCAGUUAUGGAGAAGGAAAUGUCAGCUUAGGGCCGUCUCUUCAGAUUUCUGACACUGUUGUGAAAGGAGAAGGAGGCUGCCUUUUUCAAAUAUUGUUGUUUGGACAUGAGCAAUUAGAGCCUGCUACAUCUUAUCAAGCCAAAUCUCUGCUACUUUUCCCUUGUAUUGAUCAGUAACCAGGGGUUUAACAGCUAUGUAUCUAAGCUAACUUAGUGCAUGUAUUAAGCUUCCUAAGCAGAGCUGUGUAUUCUAACCUCUUUCCGAAAACUAAACGGUAUAAUUUCUCCCAAAAAUAUAUCUUAACGUCUUGAAAUCCUGAGAAUCAAGAAGUCAGUGUUAACAAGGCUGAUCAACCUAGCUCGGUCACCACGGCGGAGUGCUUUCACUAUCAGCAACAUAUAGUGAGACCAUUCAUGAAAUGCGUGUGUUAUAAAAUUGCAUCUUUUAAUGUCCCGGGUCAUGAACUCCUCAUUAUAUCUUUGACCCGUUAAGAUGAUUACAGCAGAUAAAUAAAAGGGAAUGAAAUGAUUCUAUGCCAAAGCUAACAAAAAGAUUUUAUUAAUAUUUGAGAUUGGUGUUGCUUCGCUCUCAGGAUCAGUGAAGACGAGCAGAUUUUUAGCAGCACACCACUGUUUAUAGAGAUUUAUUUUGUGUCUGUACUGUGCUAACUACCCAUCUCUUAUUGAAAUCCCCUCUAUCUUAUGUAGCCAGUCCUUUCUUAUCAUGUACUUUUAGGUCACUCUGCGAAUGUGACAUUGUUGUCUGCAAGAGGCGAUAUUAAGAAAAGUCCUUUACGUGUACAUAAAAUCUUUUAUUUUUUAUUUUGCUCAUGUCAAAAAUGGUAAAAGUAGAUUGUUUUGUAGUUGUGUAAUAUUUAAAGGCAUCUCUUCUGUCAUGGUAUGAAUAAAUGUGACUUUUAUUCAUAGUGCUUUAGAUUAGAGGUAUGAACCAGUACCAUUAUUAAAAUAUAUAAGGAUAUAUAGAUUUAAAAAGAGUUUGUGUAUUUAUGUGGGCAAAUAUGUGGACCCAGUGUCCUAGUUCUUUUCUCCUCAUUCACAAAUAUUCAGCUCGUGCUUUUGCUUUAGAUCUUGUUAUAGAUACAUGGCACAAAGUGCUUAUGACUUACCUGACUGGGGUUAGUUACCGUAAUUUACUGAGAUAGAUUUGAUCUAAGACAGAGCUGAUGACGGAGUUGACUUCCUGAUAUCUCUGUUGCACCUUCAUUUGGCCGAUGAUCAUCAGACAUGGAAAAACAGCUGCAUACAUAAUAUUGCAUUACAUGUGAUCACAGCUGACCUUGCAUUGCAUCCUUAACAUAUAGUAAAUGGAUUUCUCUCGCCAAAGGAAGUUCAUUGUAUAGCUGCAAGUCUCUAUAUAAGGUCCAUAUCACCUUAUACGUGUACAUACAAACAGAAAACCCCUUUGCAAUCACUGGUGUAUGUGUGGGACAUGAAUUGAUUUCUCCACCUUCUCAUGCCUGUAUGAACUUGUAAAUGUACACACAUCAACAUUACUGUAAGAACUGACAUGGGUAAAUAGAAAUCCUUUUUUUGUUUUCAUUUCCCUACAUCUUUAUUGGUUCAGUUAAGUCAUUUGCAUCUGUGUUGCUGAUCUAUGCAAUCCUACAACAAGCUUCAUGUUCUUAUCAGACACUACAGUGCUGUAUCCUGUAGACUUCUUGCCUUGGCCGUAGAGUUUUACUUGUGUUGCUGUGUGAAACUAAUGUACUUAACUGUGCUAAUGGGGUUGAUGUGGUGGCAGGCAUAUUGAUAACUCUGACUUGAAAUGGCUACAGAUGUCCACAUGUCAAAGCAGCAUCCUUAUCGAGUGUACACUUCUAUUUUUAUGAAUUAAGGUUCAAAAUGAGAGGCUCUGAAUAAAACUCAUUAAUGUGAAUGAAAAUUCAGUGUCUUUGGGUCAAAUCAUUUGAUUUUACACUAAAGAUCGUAUUAGGGACCAGUUGAGACAGUUUUAUUGAACAGACUUUCCUUCUCAGAACCAAAUUAGACUGAGAUACUCUAGCAUUAUGGUAUCUAGUAAUGUGUUUUCUUCCCAGUAUUAAAUCAGGGUUUUGUGUGUGCACCAUACAUUUUUUUCUUAAUUGUCUAAUGUCUUAGUUGUUCUUUGCUUCAUGGACAUGGACAGAUGUAUUUUGAAAUCACAUACCUGUUCACUACUGUUCGGAUUCUAGACCAAAAGAGGCUUUAAAUUGUGUUUACUGCUUGUUAGUUAGUACCACAGAUGUACAGGCUGUAGUCUGUGAGUUGUAUUGUAAGGGAUUGAUGGCUCUUGAUGAUCAAUGCUGUUUCACUGCUUAUUGUUCUUGGUAGUCAGCUCUGACAGAUGAAAUGUUUUGUGGGUAAUUUUUCACUUGGUUCAACACUUAUCUCAAAGUGGAAAAGUAGAACAUUUUGGAAACAAGCUGUGGACAGUUUCAAAUACUCGUAUGAUGAGGGAAAUGACCUAAAACACUGAAAGAAAAGUGGUGUUUUCCUUUAGUGGCUGCAACUAACAUCUUCCCAAGAGCUGCCAGUUAACAGUCAACGCUGCUGAGGUAAGACUGACCUGUCUCUGCUCAUCCAUGCAAACCUGUCUGUCCCACUAACUACCUCUACUGUGCCUUGAGGGCUCUCUGUCCUUGUUUCCACAGACCUACUGAGUCCCUCUGAGCUCCUUUACCUUGACACAAUUAAUCCUGACUAAAAAAAUCAAACUGCCCCCCCUCUCCUAACACUACGCACUGUCUUUGGAAAGUUGAGGAUACUGAAUCGCUGUAGUGAAACCUAUUUGUGGAAACAAGGUUAUUUGAUGUUGUAGUAGUAGCGCUGGUAGUCCUGUCUGUCUCCUGUGACCUGUUUAGACUAGAAUGUCUUUGUAUUGUUGGAGUCUUCUGCCGGUUGCUCUCUGUAGGGUUGUUGUCAUCGAUCAGGCUUUUUUCAGAUUUGAUAGAUGAUGAGAUUUAAUGGCCUGAUAUGUUAUUUUGUUAUUUAACAAAAAAUUUCUGAAUGUUGACAUUUGUGUUCACUUCUGACAUGUUUUCUCUGCCUCUGCUGUC